AUGAUCAUACUUCAUCUACAUGUCAAAAAACCCUCGAUGAACCUCCACGUUAUGCCCUCUGCCAAGGAAGCCAUCCUGCGAACUAUAAGGGCUGCUCAGUAUAUAAAGAUCUACAGUAUCGUAAGAAAUCCAGCUCAAAUAAUAAUAACAAUUUUUUUCGAUAACAAACACUCUAGACCUAAGUCUAACUUUGUAAAAGAUAGUCAUGCAUCAGAACACGUGAACACCGUCUCCCCUACAUCUCCUUCCCUUACUUAUGCUAUGGUAGCCUCUAAUCAAUCCUCACACCCUAAUUCCACUCCAUCAUAUCAAGUUACCUCACCAUCUGCAGAAUGA
Macrosiphum euphorbiae (potato aphid) is the source of this 336-nucleotide messenger RNA. The record is from the annotation of a GenBank genome assembly. NCBI's taxonomy places the organism in Eukaryota, Metazoa, Arthropoda, Insecta, Hemiptera, Aphididae.